Molecule: messenger RNA, 6125 nt
Organism: Pangasianodon hypophthalmus (striped catfish)
Lineage: Eukaryota; Metazoa; Chordata; Actinopteri; Siluriformes; Pangasiidae
Gene: lrriq1
Product: leucine-rich repeats and IQ motif containing 1
Exons: 27
Coding region: 360-5552 (1730 amino acids)
Molecular function (GO): protein binding
Source: RefSeq, a predicted model, not a curated record
UCUGUUGCUUACCACAUUGUGCAUCCAAACACAUUGUUUAUCUAUAUAUACUCAAAUGGUGCUACAUGCUAAGUGUGGACGGUGCUAGCAGACGUAUCUUAAGGAAACGCAAAUUACUCCUUGCGUCCUGUGUUUUGUCCCGAAAUAGUACGGAAUAAUGUGAAAAAUCUUUGAGCACGUUGUUUGUCCCUCACACCGCCCUGUACUUUUUGGUUUCUAUGGCAACCGCGACUCCGCAGAGCCGCAGACGCUAGUAGCGCACUGGCUCGAGCUGCUCUAGUUAAUUAGUGUUAAAUAAGAGCAAAACAUUCGGAUUUCAAGUUUCAUCACAUCAGGGACCAAGGUUUUUAUACGAAAGGAUGGAUGCAGAUGACAUUGAAAAUGUUAUAGAAGAAGAGCUGGACAAGCUGAGUGUGAAUCUGUCUGACAUGGGCUCUGACAGUGACACAGACAUUGAGGAAGAUUUCACUGCAUCUGUUGAAAAGCUAGAGAAGGACCUUCCUGACUCAGUGCUCACCUACUUUAAAGCUUCAAGUAACAGAUUGAAUACUGUUGAGCAACUCAUCCUUGAAGAUCUUGAUGAUCUCGAGACCAUGUGUAACGAGAUGUUCGGUCCGAGUCAGCAUGCUGAUCUUCUGAGUGAACUAGGCUCUAAUUUUGAGGAUCCAUUAAAGCUGAAGGAAAGAAUAAUGUCUGAAAUUGAAGAGCAAGUAGGCCCCCCAUGUGAAACUCACGACUUGAAUGGAGAUUAUGAUACUGAAUAUGACACACACAAGGAUUCUGAAAGACAGCUCAUGUUUGAAUGGAGAAGGCUGGAGGAGCGACUGAGGAAAGAGGAGGAGCAGAGACUGGCCGAGCUCGAGGCUGAGAGGGAGCAGUGUAUGACGUCAGCGAGAGAAGAGGAGGAGAAGAGGAGGCACAGAAGUGAGCAGUUUGAGGAGGAGCUGAUGAGGACUGAAGCAACUAAUCAGUUUGAAUAUUUGAAAGCUGUAGAAGGAGAUGGUGAAAUAAGCCAAAGUCUUCAACUUGAAAUGGUCGAACAGCAGGAGCUGAUCAAGAGAUUAGAAGAACAGAUAGCGGAGGAGAGGCGAGUGUUUGAGGAAGUACAGCGGGAAGAGGGGAGGAGAACUGUGGCACGACGCACUGCAGCAGCCACAAAGUUACAGGCAGCUUUCAGAGGGACACUGGUGCGUCACUGGAGCAAAAAAGAGCUGACCAAGAGGAGAGAAGAGGAGAGGAGGAGACAGGAGGAGAGGAAAGAAAUGGAAAGGAGGAGACAGAGGGAGGAAAGGAUGAAGAUGGAGUGGGAGAAGGAGAGAAGGAGGGUGGAGCAGGAGGUACAGCGUCACAGAGAAGAGGCGGAGAGGAGAAGAGCCGAGUACGAGAGAGCCAAGGAACAGGAGCGCCAUCGCCUGGAGAGAGAGCGCAAGCUGGAGGAGCAGAGAAGAAAAAAAAAGGAAGAAGCAAAGAGCAGAGAGGAUGAAAGGAAAAGAAAGGAGGAGAAAAAGCAGAAAAGGAUGGAAGAGAGGAGCGUAGAAGAGGAAAUGAGAAAAGUACAGGAGCAGGAGGAGAAGAAAAUUAAAGAGGAGGAAAAAGCCAAAAGAUUCGAGGAUGAAAUAAAAAGAAAAGAGGAUGUGGAAUCGCCAGAAGGGAUGGAAGAGAGGAGAGGGGAGGAGGAAAGUAGAAAAGUACAGGAGGAUGAGGAAAACAAAAGUAAAGAAAAGGAAAAGGCAAAAAGAAUUGAGGAUGAAAUAAAAAGAAAAAAUGAGGAGGAAUCGGUGGAAAAGAUAGAAGAGAGGACAGUGGAGGAGGUAAGGAGAAAAGUAAAGGAGGAUGAGGAGAAGACAAGAAAAGAAGAAGAAAAAGCAAAGAGGCUUGAGGAUGACAGGAAAAGAAAGGAUGAGGAGAAGCAGAAAGAGAUGGAAGGGAGGAGAGUGGAAGAGGAGAGGAAAAGGAAAGAAGUAGAAGAAUCAAAGAGGAUUGAGGAUGAAAGGAGAAGAAAAGAGAAAGAGAAGCAGAAAAGUAUGGAAAUCAGGAGAGUGGAGGAGGAAAAGUGGAAAGUACAGGUGGAGGAAGAGAAGGAAAGAAAAAGAGUGGAAGAAGCAAAGAGAGCGGAGGAUGAAAGAAAAAGAAAGGAUGAAGAGAAGCAGAAACGAAUGGAAGAGAGGAGAGUGGAGGAGAACAAGAAAAGAAAAGAAGAGGAAGAAGAAAAGAGGACUGAUGCUGAAAUAAAAAGGAAAGAGGAAGAGGAAAAGCAAAAGGGGAUGAAUGAAAAAAGAGUGGUAGAAGAGAUUAGAUUAAAGGAGAAAGAACAACUUAAAGAGAAUGAAACUGAGCAAAUGCAGAAAGAGCAAAGAAAUAAACUUAAGGAAAAGGACAACAAAGGAGAGGAAAUAGUAAUGAAGAGAAAUGAUGAUGGACAGAAUAUGGAGAAAGAAAGAAGAAGAAAUAUAAUUAAGGACAAUGUAAAAGGACUUGUUGAUCAGAGAGAAAAUCCAGAGACUGACAAGGAGAGUGAGAAUACUACAAACUGGGGAAAAGAUGAGAAAUGUGGUGAUAAUGUAUCCCAGCUAUGUCUUUCUCACUCAGUCAAUAUGUCCAGAAGUUUCUUGGCCAGGACUCUGUCCUCUAGAAAUGAUCAAGACGAGCAGCUCAGCUCUCACCUAGUAUCAGCCCUGCCCACUCUGCCUGCUGAUAACAGCAGUGUAACACUGACUCCAUCUGAAGAGAAAAGUGCAACAGGCACGGGAGGGCCUCAGUGUGCUCCGGAUGACUCGAGAUCUGCAUGUCUGCCUGACAGCACUGAGCAGAAGCGAUUAGCCUGGAUGAUGAGCUGCACUCCCUGGUCCAAGCUCUCCAUGCAGAACAAGAGGAAGGGGCUCGGUGCUCCACCCAGGAGGAGGGGACACAGGAGAGCUUCAGGACACAGCCUGCUACCUUUCCCUGUGGACACUGUUCUCAGGUCCGGACCCUGGAGCUCUCUUAAACAGGUGACUUCAGUAACUCUGGAGGAUUUGUCUGGCUGCAGUCUCUCCACACUGUCUGAGUGUACCAGACUGCAGAGUCUGACGCUCAGGCGAUGUAGACUUCAGGCCCUGGAUGGACUUAACCAGUGUACUGAACUUCAGCAUAUUGACUUACAGGAAAACAAUAUCACAUAUGUUGACUGUGGGGGUCUGGCCAGACUUGAGGUCCUGCUGUUGGGAAGGAACCAGCUUAUGACCAUCCACGGUCUGGACGAUGCUGUUAACCUGACUGUGCUUCAGCUUUCUCAUAACAUCAUCUCCCGCAUCAGUGGUUUGGGAUCUCUGAAAAAGCUUCACCGACUGACAAUUGAUCAUAACCAGUUGAUCAGCACGAGAGGACUCAGUGAAGCUUUCACGCUUUUGCAUCUGGAUUGCUCGUAUAACCACCUCAGCCAUGUGGAAGGCCUGGAGAACUGUGCACUGCUCAACACACUGGACCUGAGAGGAAACAACCUGACAGAGUUGCCUGUGCUUAAGAACCAUGUCCUGUUGAGGGAGCUAUAUCUGGAUGAUAACAGCAUCUGCUCUCUGCAUGGCCUGGAAAGCUGCUGGCUGCCUCUGCUGCACUGCCUGUCUGUGCCUCAGAACAGUAUCACCCAGCUACCUCUGCUAGUGGACUUGGUUUCACUGAAGACACUUAAUGUUAGUCACAAUUGUCUCUCAGAGCUGAGGAACAUUUGUAUGAGUCUUCAGGGAUGCACUCGUCUUCAGGAGCUUAGCAUAAAUGACAAUCCUGUACAGCAGGAGAAUAACUGGAGGUCUUCUGUUCUGGCAGUAAAUCCAAACUUGAUAAAGCUGAAUGGAGAGCAAACCGGCGCCUCAGGAACACUCUCAGCAGACUCAACACAGCUGUGGAGCUUCCAGGCCCUCUGCCAGGCACACCAAGAUCAGAUUGACUCAGUCCUACAGAGACACAGUAUGGAGAUCAGCUCAGCUCCAUCUGCACUGCAUGCUCAGCUCCUGGUUGGUAACCACGCUACUGAGCUGUUUCAGUUGGCUGAAGAGCAACGCUACGCUCAUGAGUAUGGAGACAGCGGUGUCUGUGAGACAGCCAUGCAAGAACCUGUGGCCUCCAGCCACCUGCAUGAAUUAUCUGCCUGGGAUUUAGCACAGAAGAAAAGCGCUGAGGCCAAAACCCAGCAACCAGCAGAGCACAAAACUCUGAGCUGGCAAGCACCACAUGGUUGUCCAGGUAGCUGCAUAAGUCCUACUCAGAAAUUCAGGGACACACAACCACGUGACAGAUACAGCAGAUAUGCCGUCCAGGCUUCCAGGAUGGACCUCAAAACAGUGGCAGCUAUGGUGAUCCAGUGCCGCUGGCGUGAACACAGACAGAGGAGACGCACAGGCUAUUUAGGGCCACCUGCAAAAGCUCAUUCACGAUUGAAUCCUCAAAGAGAAGUGAAAUCCUGCAAAACCUGGCCUGAGCGUCUUAAUAAAGACUAUGCUGCUACUGUCAUUCAGGCAGUAUGGAGGGGCUACUUGCUACGGAAGAGGCUGGCUCGUGCUCUCAUGCUCGCCCAGCUAUCAGAGGGAGAUGAGGCCUUUGAGGAGGUGGACAUGGAUGAAUUCAUUUUUGAUGAGGAAGCCAUGGAGAAGGACUGGAUUACUCUGCAUUCUGACAUGUCGCCGUCCUCAGUGCUGCCGUAUUCAGAACAGCUGCCGCUGCCAAAGCCUCUGCUUCCUCUGCCUGAGCUUCAUAAGAGUGCAUCAGUGCAGCCACGGACACCCAGACAGGCCUGGAUUAGCGGUGAGGAAACACCAGUGUUAGAGCAGCGUCAGUCACCUGAUCCAAGCACUAGAAUGCGAUCUCCAGCAUCAACACUAGGAAAAUAUUCUUUAUCAGAAAGAUCUGAGAAAAUUCUGGAAGAAUGGGGUCUUAGCAGUGGCUCCACUGCUCGUCUUAUGCUAAAAAGGGCUCAGAGGAUGAAGGCCAGGAAGCAGCAGCAUCAGAAAAAAUUACUGGACCCAGCGGUACGUUUGGCUCUGUUCAGGAAACGCAACAUGCGGCCUGUGGCGAUGUCAAUCCAUAGAUCCAGACCUGAAUUCAGAGAGGAAAUUAAAGCUGGCAGAGGAGACGUGAGUGUUCAGGAGGCACUGAGAGGAGAGCCAGAGCAGAUGCAGACGCAGACACGCCGCAGAACCUACCAGUGGCUCCAAACACAAGCCGUGCUGAGCCAGAGAAGCUCUGCCCCCUCGGCGAGUGAUCAUUUCCUCCCGGAGAUUGACCCUGAAAUUCUGAAUGGUGGAAGGGUUCAGCUUGUGGCUUCUACGGGGUACAGAGAAGCUCCAGAUUCAGCCGGGAAGCAGUGGAUUGAUAGCGCUGGUUUCUCUUCACCUCAGAACCACCAGGCUCACACUCGGACACACUCGGCUGGACCUGCAAAAAAAGAAGUGCCGUCUCCUCAAAGAGUCACCUUGGCUCCAUCUCGAAAGGAGAGAAUCUCGUUCCGAGACAAUCCAGUGCAGCUGAGUGGAGGCUGGGGAGGAGGCAAGAAGAGGUCUAACGCAAACAAGUUAAAAUAACCUUACUGCAAGAAAUAGACAAUAAUUUUCCAAUGCUUUGUGCAUUUAUUUACACAUGUGGGUGUAUGCAUGUUCUGAGGAUGAUAGACUUGUGUUUUUUAGCUAAAGUGCUUAUGCCCUUUAAACCCUAAUAAGCCCUAAUAAGCCUUAUGAUGCACAUUCGAUCUCCUCUGAAAUUCCCUGCAGCUUCUGUUUCAUCGCUAAAAUUCAGCCUCUUCCGCUGUAAAUUAAUUAAAAGCAAUGGAUGAGGUAUAACCCAAAUAUCUGCAGGCAGUCCCAGGAUGUGUGUUAUUCUCAAAUAUCAGUGACCAUGGCAAACCGUGGAAUGUGUGGAAACCAUUUUCAAAUGACAUGCUUAAUAUGCAAACAACAGCAGGCAAUAGGAAGCGGCUCAUUCUUCUUCUAAACCAGUUGGGCUUUAUUGCAUUAUUUAUACUUUGUUGAUUUUUUUAUAUAUAUUAUAUGUAUAUUUUGAAUGUAUUUCCUUAUGUGUUGCAAUUAAGAAUCAGAUGGUGGGUAAAAUCCCUGAAGUACAUUUAUUGAUGAAGGUCAAUAAAAAAACUUUUGCACAAA